AUGGAGUUUCCGGACCUCGGGGCUCACUGUUCCGAGCCGAGCUGUCAGCGCCUAGAUUUUUUGCCGCUCAAGUGCGAUGCCUGCUCGGGCGUCUUUUGCGCAGACCAUGUGUCCUACGCCCAGCAUCACUGUGAAUCUGCUUACCAAAAGGAUAUCCAGGUACCUGUGUGCCCCCUCUGUAAUGUGCCUGUGCCUGUGGCUAGAGGGGAGCCCCCUGACCGCGCUGUAGGAGAGCACAUUGACAGAGACUGUCGCUCAGAUCCAGCACAACAAAAACGUAAGAUCUUCACCAAUAAGUGUGAGCGCUCUGGCUGCCGGCAGCGGGAAAUGAUGAAACUAACCUGCCAGCGCUGUGGCCGAAACUUUUGCAUCAAGCACCGUCACCCGCUGGACCAUGAUUGCUCUGGGGAGGGGGACCCAACCAGCCGGGCAGGAGUUGCUGCCAUCUCCAGAGCACAAGGCCUGGCUUCUACAAGCACCAUCCCUAGCCCAAGUCGGACCUUGCCUUCCUGUACCUCUCCCAGCAGAGCCACAACCCAGUCUCCAUCCCGGACAGCCCCUUCAGUGAUUGCCUUGCAGAAUGGCCUGAGUGAGGAUGAAGCUCUGCAACGAGCCCUGGAAAUGUCCCUGGCAGAGACCAAACCACAGGUUCCAAGUUCUCAGGAGGAGGAAGACCUGGCUUUAGCACAAGCGCUAUCAGCCAGUGAGGCAGAAUACCAACAGCAGCAGGCCCAGAGCCGUAGCCUGAAGCCAUCCAACUGCAGCCUGUGCUAGGGCCCUGGUUUGGGGAGGGAGGCUCAGCUGAGGACUGUGGCCCUCACACCUCCAGGGCACACAAGGAGAGGAGGCCCAGAGCAGCCUGGAGCACAGAGAUAAGCAGGAAUGAUGUGGAGGUCGCUUCCAGAGAGCCUAUGGAAGGCCUUGCUAGCACUCCAGCUGCAUGGGAGAGAGUGGCUAACAACUGUUCCCUGGUUGGGCCCUUGAUGGAUGCUGGCCAGGCCCUACUCUCAGCCCCCUUCAUCAUGUCAUCCCCCUUACAACAGGGCUACCCCCACGUACAGUGGGUAGGGAGGGGCCUGGAAAAAAAUAAAGGAUCUUGUCAGUCCAUAAGACA
Messenger RNA from Carlito syrichta (Philippine tarsier), 1114 nucleotides. It is a transcript of the gene ZFAND2B, whose product is annotated as zinc finger AN1-type containing 2B. The transcript is spliced from 9 exons. Gene Ontology annotation, molecular function: zinc ion binding. Gene Ontology annotation, cellular component: cytoplasm; endoplasmic reticulum. The coding region runs from base 1 to 774 and encodes 257 amino acids. Gene Ontology annotation, biological process: protein targeting to ER; proteasome-mediated ubiquitin-dependent protein catabolic process. Lineage: Eukaryota; Metazoa; Chordata; Mammalia; Primates; Tarsiidae. The record is from RefSeq and is a predicted model, not a curated record.